AUCACAGGCUCCAGAAGCAUUCAGCACCACUGUGUAAUUCUUCCCUUCACAUAGUAGCAAGUGACGCUGUAGUGGAGUGUCUGUUUAAAGGGAAAAGUCACGUUUGACAUAUUUAUGCCCAGAUCCCAGUUCCAGCUAACAGCUUAGCUGGAGCAGGGGUGAGGAAGAGGCAUCAAAAGAACUAAGAACUUAUUUUUGUUUUAAACAAAGGAGGCUUUUCUUUUUCUUUAAAGCAACUGAAAAAGCUGAUCCAGAAAGCGAAAGCUUCUCAGUGCUAGCUGCACAGUGCACAGUGAACAGAUCAAGAAAGUCAACUAAUGCUACACAAAACCAGCAUUCCAGCAGUGAGGAGUCCCCAGAGGGAGGGAAUUGCAACUGGGAAUUCAACUAGAUGUCAAAGAGGAAGCUGCUUCUUUUGGUGGACGUGGAUCUUAUUUAACACUGGAUUUGUGUGCAUCGCUCUUCAGAUAACCACCUGGAAAUCUGUUGUGCCUUCCCUUCAAAACAAGCAAGUGCUGCUAUACAAAGCAUUUCUUCUUCUCUGUUUGGCUUACAGUACAGGGUUUUGUUAAAGAGGAGAGUCUUUUUUUCUAUGAACGGCAGGCUGCCACAUUCCACUCCCAGGAAAAUUAAGAAGAUCCUGUCAACUCAUCCUAGAUAAUCAGUUCAGUUCACACAGAAGACCCAAUCCAUUUGGCAUAAACCCUGGUUUUGUUUGAGAGAACAAGUGCCCAAACAAGAGGGGAAGACAAUUUAAGCAAGAACAUGUAUAGUGAAUUGUUAAAUUCAACCAGUGCCACUGAAGCUCACCUAAUCAUUCAGACCAACACACCCUACCUGAACAGCACACAGAGACCAGUAAGCUCCUCCGCGUUUUAUAUGUCAACAGCCAGGGUGUUAAAAGAAGGGGAAAUAAAUAAGCCAGAUCUGGUGACUUACGUUGUUCUGUUUUUCUUCCUGCUUUUGACUGUGAUAAUAAUUGUGCUCUUUAUUAACUGUCAGUUGAAAAAUUCUUUUUUUGCUACUCUACCUUAUGAUAGAUCACUCAGAGAAACAAGGAGUACAUGGAGGACACAAGCUGUCUAAAGCCAGAAAGAGGAAGCCUUGUUUAAUACAGUUUUGCUUUGAUAUAUAGCAGUAGCAUGAGCCAGAAAACUUGUGCAAUAAAAUGUUAUUUCCUUACGCUGUUAAGUGGAUCCAAUCCCCUUUCAAAUAAUAUUUGGAGUCUCGGUAUUAAGAGAAAAAAAAUCUGUGCAGGGAAAAAAUAUUGCUGAAUGUAUAUUAGAGUAGAUGUAAAUAAAAAGUCCUUUUAUGAAUUAAAAAGAUAAAGCAUUGUUAUGGUUAAUUUCUGUACAGAGAUACAUACAAAAGAAAUGCAUUGCAGAUAGUAGAAACCUCUGUUUAACUCUAUAUGUAUGCAAAUUUCAUCACUGACCCAUUCAAUCAAGGUACAAUGGCAUUUGCCUUGACAAUAAUCUCUAAUUUGUGCAUCUGGUGGAACUGUAGCCUGUAUUUGGGAAAUCAUGGCAUCAAAUGUAGAAAUGUUAAAAUAUUUACUUGAGGGCCACAAUGAGGAAAUCAAUUUACUUUACAGACCCAUUUUGCUUUAUUGUUACCAGAAACAUGUGGCAACAUAAUGGAAGAUAUUUCUGGUAAACAUCAUAAGCCAAACAUGCUUCUAGUUUUAUUUAGCAUCUCUUCUGUGAUUCUGUUAACCAGCAUUCUUGACGUUCUAGUGCAGUGAUACUCCGACCUCUGUGGCUCAGGAGCCAAAUUAGUGAUCAACAUUAUCCAAAAGCUCCACGGUUGGGGUGAAUUCAUUGUUUCAUUUGCUAUAGUACUAUUCAUAUUUAAAUGGUAUGAGAGGGGAAAUACUUAGUUUUAUACAUAUUAUUCCCACAGCAAAUAAGUUAUUAACUUAGUGGAAGUGCGUAACUUAAUUGGUUAAUAACAUAGUAAAACAUCCAGAUUGGUAAAUAACUUAGAUUGGUUAAUAAUUCAAUCACAGUGUUGUAAUAUCAUGUGCUGCUAAGAGCAGCAGGAGACACCUUAAAGAGCCACUUGUGGCUCGCGAGCCACAGUCUGAGUAUCACUGUCAGAUUUUCAGGCCUCAGUUCUGCCAAAUGGACCACUUAAGAAUGAGGUAACUUGGUUAAAACUUUCUUGAGCAACACCAACAAACACAGCAUUAACCAAAGUAGCAACCCAAAAGGAUCAUUAGGGGUGGGAAAAUGCCACUGUGGCAUGGAAACUAAUUAUGAGAGGAUAACAUCAGUCCCAUUUCAGUGCAAACAAAAUGAGUACCAAAUUGAAAAGCGGGAAUCACAAUUUUAUAAGAAUGGUUUCUUUUAUGCUCACAAUUAUUUUCAUCCCAUGCUUUUGGUAUAUUGCUGGAAAAAUUAGAAGCAUGGAUGGAGGAUGGUGCCAUUUACUCAGCAGUGGUCACUGGUGACAAAUUUAAAUUGCACUUAAUUAGCAAUGAAGCGCUGUUAUAAGAGCUGCAUGAAAAUGUUUGUUUAAACUUACUAAUUGACUUGAUUCUUUACGUGUACAAAAAUGUGAUUUACUACAGAGCUGCAUACUUCUAUUCUGUAAUCCAAGUUUUGCAGAGGAAGAACUGCACAGUGACUGAUAUGCAUUGUCAUUCUAUUUAAUAGUCAAAGAAUGUCCCAUACCUAGUGGUUCACCAAGGGCGAGGCUGUAGGUAUACAGGUGUAUGUAUAUAGACACAUACACAGAAGGCCAGAUUCUACUCUUAGUGACACUGGUACAAUCCAAGUGAAACAAAUAGGAUUCAGUUGGUGUCACCAAGAGCAAACGUUGUACCUAUGUUUCAGUUCAUUAACAUAGUGGGAAUGCUGUCUGUAUGUAACUUCUUUUAAAGCCAACUGGAAAAA
This is a messenger RNA of Gopherus flavomarginatus (Mexican gopher tortoise), 2897 nucleotides long. It is a transcript of the gene SMIM32, whose product is annotated as small integral membrane protein 32. The transcript is spliced from 2 exons. NCBI's taxonomy places the organism in Eukaryota, Metazoa, Chordata, Testudines, Testudinidae. Bases 766 to 1086 code for a protein of 106 amino acids. The record is from RefSeq and is a predicted model, not a curated record.